Molecule: messenger RNA, 702 nt
Organism: Phytophthora sojae
Lineage: Eukaryota; Oomycota; Peronosporomycetes; Peronosporales; Peronosporaceae
Exons: 1
Coding region: 1-702 (233 amino acids)
Source: RefSeq, a predicted model, not a curated record
AUGCACCAGGCGCGACACAAGAUGAAGCAGCGCCAGAAGCUGCUGGACCUGGAGAGCAGCAUCCAGCGGCUGAGCGAGGAGCUCCAGGAGCUCAGGCUGCAGAGAGAAGUGCUCUCGGUCGGUGUCAUGUUCAACACGACGAUCUGGAACGUGGCGGCCGAGUACUUCCGCAUGUUCCGCUACGGAGUGAAAGUCCCCGAGACUUCGGCCACGACGGUGCUGAGGCCUCCGAUGGAGACGCAGCGUCAUUUCCUGCUAUCGACGAUGACGUCGAGUGUUGUGAGUGAAUCUGGAUACGGUGCGGACGCUCUGAUGGACAACUGGAGCUUUGUGUCGCGGUAUCACCCGGACAUAGAUAUUCAGCUCACCUGCUUGGAGACGACCGCGGACGGAUUCAUGGUCGGAAGGACACUGGGGAGACUGACCAUCACGGGAAAUACGCUGCGCAACGCGUUCCCGCACUUGGUGGACGCUGAGGGACAAGAACAAGCGCGGCUUGCUGGGAAGAUGCUGGGGCAGCAGAUAGCGAUGCGCGGUGCGAUUGAGUUCGAGUGGGACGACAGCACUCGACGCAUCGUCCGAGUGCAGCACAAGGCGGACCUGCUGACGCCGCUGUUGGAGCUGCUAGGCAGUCUGGAAGAAGUCUCGCGCGUGUUUGAUAACGCCCGGGUCACUCCUGAAAGCACAGUCGCGAUCAGUUAA